Messenger RNA from Seriola dumerili (greater amberjack), 2021 nucleotides. It is a transcript of the gene fam20b, whose product is annotated as FAM20B, glycosaminoglycan xylosylkinase. Gene Ontology annotation, biological process: protein phosphorylation. Bases 23 to 1252 code for a protein of 409 amino acids. The transcript is spliced from 8 exons. The record is from RefSeq and is a predicted model, not a curated record. Gene Ontology annotation, molecular function: phosphotransferase activity, alcohol group as acceptor. NCBI's taxonomy places the organism in Eukaryota, Metazoa, Chordata, Actinopteri, Carangiformes, Carangidae. Gene Ontology annotation, cellular component: Golgi apparatus.
UUCAGGGCCGGUCGGUGUGGAGAUGAAGCUCAAACAGCGCAUGGUGGUGCUGUGUGCCGUGCUCCUCCUGCUGGGCCUGGCCAAAAUCUUCCUUUUGGAUGGAGGUGAAGGAUCUGCCGCCAGCCGACGGGACCUCAGAGCGUUCCGUAAGAUGGAAGCUGGCCUUUCUCUGUCCCGCGGAGCUCGCCUCACCCACACCCUCCAGUCUCCAUGGGAGAUUGCAAGCCAGUGGGUGGGCCCGAGAGAGGUGUACCCUGAGGAGACCCCAGAGCUGGCUGCUGUGCUCACUGCCCUCAGCACUUCCAGGAUAGAACGGGCAGAUGUGGGUUAUAAGGGCACUCAGCUCAAAGCCCUUUUGGUGCUGGAUGGGGGACAGAAAGUGGUGUUCAAACCCAAAAGAUAUAACAGAGACUAUGUUGUUGAAGGCGAGCCAUACGCUGGCUAUGACAGACACAACGCGGAGGUGGCGGCUUUUCACUUGGAUAGGAUACUGGGUUUCAGGAGAGCGCCUCUUGUGGUGGGGCGAUACGUCAACCUGCGAACAGAGAUUAAACCUGUUGCCACAGACCAGCUGCUGAGCACCUUCCUCAUGCAGGGUAAUAAUACAUGUUUCUAUGGGAAGUGUUAUUACUGUCGGGAGAGCGAGCCAGCAUGUGCGGAGGGAGAGAUAAUGGAGGGAUCAUUAACCCUUUGGCUGCCAGACGUCUGGCCAUUGCAGAAACACAGACAUCCCUGGGGACGCACGUACAGAGAGGGGAAACUGGCCAGGUGGGAGUAUGAUGAGAGUUACUGCGAGGCAGUGAAGAAAAUGCCUCCAUAUGAUGCAGGGCCAAGGCUGCUAGACGUCAUAGAUACGGCCAUAUUUGAUUAUCUCAUUGGAAAUGCUGAUCGACAUCACUAUGAGAGUUUCCAGGAUGACGGCGGUGCCAGCAUGCUCAUCCUACUCGACAAUGCAAAGAGCUGUGGGAAUGCAGCUCUGGAUGAACGAAGCAUCCUCGCACCACUCUACCAGUGCUGCAUGGUUCGUGUGUCCACAUGGAACAGGUUAAACCUGCUGAGAAGUGGAGCUCUGAGUUCAGCAAUGCGGCAAGCUCUGGCAUUCGACCCUAUCCACCCGGUCCUGGCUGACCCGCACCUUGCAGCCCUGGACAGGCGUCUGUCCGGAGUCAUAGCGACUGUUAAGCAGUGCAUGGAAGCGCAGGGCCCGGACAACACUCUAAUAGAGGACCGAAUGAACCUGCCGCAUCCCUAGAAAUAAGGGAGAGGAGAAAACGGCAAAAAAACAGGAACAACCAGGACUUCACUUCCUGAGCCUGGAGAAGAGGAGAGGGACAUGGAAGGUGACUGACCAAAUGGAUCAGCCCUGGUGUUAAAGAAAAAGAGCUGCAGUGAGUAAAUGGAUCAGCAGGGUGGAACAAAGACAAGUGCAUUUCUUCUGCCCUUGUUCCUUCCUUGUUUGUCACUCUGACAAGACUGGUUCUCAAAAAAGAAUCAAUGAAUUCAAAGUGUUGGAACUGUGUCACUUUUCAGCUAUAAAAACAUACUCUCAGGACUGUUGUGCACUAGAGAACAGUAUCUGCUGUAAGAACCCCCCUCGUCUACUGCUACUGGUUGUGACGACACUCCUGCCAUGUGCCAGAUCCUCCCUCCCGGUCCAGUUUUUUCUUAGAAUUCAGCUAAGAGGAAGAGAUGGAGCCUGGAGAGAUGCAGACACUCAAAAGAGCAGGAGGGAAGAUAAAAAAAUGAGCCGCCAACAUCUGUAUGGAAGACACUGUACAGCUGUUUCAGGCUGUUUGGAGCUUACAGUCCAAGAAACUGAAAAUACGUUAUAGAACUGAAAAUGCCUUUUUUUUUUCCUCCUUGAACUGAAAUUUAACUUUGACUGGAAAAAGAAGAAAAUCAACUCAGCCCUACCCCAUCAGUGUGUACAUAUUUAACUAAGUAGUGACAUAGAAUUAUGAGAAAAAAGAAUAUAAAUUUCUGGAUAAUAAUAUUAAAUAAGCUUGUGUGUGUGUGUGUGU